AUGGCAGAAGCAGACCAUACCGGAUACAAUUUCACAUCCCGUACUCAUCAUGACACUUAUCCCGCAAUCGACCCAACCAAACGAGAUCUCUCGUCCAAGUACAUCUUUAUCACGGGAGCAUCAAAGGGCAUCGGUCGAGAAACAGCACUGUCUUACAGUCGCGCAGGCUGCGCCGGCAUCGCCGUCGGCGCAAGAACCAAUCUGACCGGACUCGCCCCAUCCCUUAGCGAGGCAGCCUCCGCAGCAGGGAAGCCCGUGCCGCAGAUAGUAGUCGUGCCGUUAGACGUGACAGACGAGAAAUCUGUCACAGCCGCCGCUGCAACAGUCAACGAAGCAUUCCCGCGUCUCGACAUCCUGAUCAAUAACGCGGGGUAUCUAGAGAAGCGCGCUAAGAUCGCCGAAAGCGACCCGGAAGAGUGGUGGCGGACCUGGAAUGUCAAUGUCCGGGGACCAUAUCUUGUCACGCGGGCUUUUCUACCACAGAUUUUGGUAAAGGGAGGGGAAAAGAUCGUUGUCAAUCUCAGUAGCAUUGCGGCGCAUCUGAUAGCUCCCGGUGGCUCGGCGUAUCAGACCAGCAAGCUUGCCCUCCAGCGAUGGACGGAGUUUCUGCAUGUCGAUCAUGGCCCGGAUGGUAUUCUGACUUUUGCUGUGCAUCCCGGCGGGGUGCCGACUGAUAUGGGAAAGCGGCUGCCGUUGGAGAGGCAGGUUGUGUUGACAGAGACGCCGAGACUUUGUGCGGAUAAGCUUGUGUUUUUGACUGAGCGGAGGCGGGAGUGGUUGGCGGCACGGUAUAUAUCUGUGACUUGGGAUAUGGAAGAGUUUCUUGAGAGAGAGGCGGAGAUUAUACAGAGUGAUAAACUGAAAGUUCGGAUGGUUAUUUAA
This is a messenger RNA of Penicillium digitatum Pd1, 882 nucleotides long. Its product is annotated as SDR family NAD(P)-dependent oxidoreductase. The record is from RefSeq and is a predicted model, not a curated record. Lineage: Eukaryota; Fungi; Ascomycota; Eurotiomycetes; Eurotiales; Aspergillaceae. Gene Ontology annotation, molecular function: oxidoreductase activity. Gene Ontology annotation, cellular component: cytosol.